AUGGAUGCUGUGGAAGCGGAAGCCGCAUUUACGCAGGCACACCAAGGAUUUAUGUCGCAACUGGAAGGGAUCUUGGCAUCUACGGGAAGCGCGACACGCAUGCAUCGCGGUGUUGAAGACGCAUGCAGGCAGAUGUGCAUCUUCCUUGCAGGCAUGUGCAGAUGGUUCGACGGCCCAGACCUGGCGAAUUACCUGAUGCAGUGGAAGCAGAAAUUCGAAAGCCUGGAGGACAGCAUAGCCUAUAUUGUUCUCCAUGUUCUUCUUCUUUCUGCUUCCACUGCAUCAGGUAGCAGCAUAGCAAAGGCGGGAAAGGUGAGCCCGACGAGUAUGUUCUGGUGCUUCAACGACCAGGGUUCAAUGGUCAGUCACAGCAAUAAGCUCACUGACCAGUUCUUCUACUGUGGUCGGCGGAUCGAGGGGCCGAGAAGAGUUGCUCCACAAGGACGCAGUGCACAUCUUGUGGGCACUUCCAAAGAGAGGUGCUCGAAGGCUGCCUUCCGCGAAACCGGCGUAGCGGCGUCAUUCGCAGAAGAAUGA
This is a messenger RNA of Symbiodinium sp. CCMP2456, 537 nucleotides long. The record is from the annotation of a GenBank genome assembly. NCBI's taxonomy places the organism in Eukaryota, Dinophyceae, Suessiales, Symbiodiniaceae.